CACCACACUCCUGCCCAGUCCUGCUCCGCCUUCCACUUACACAAUGCACUGCUUCUCCGCCUGCUCUGUUAAGAGCCAGACGCUGUUCCGAAGGGAAGGCUAACUCCACUCCACCUGUUCACAGCCCCUCGUCGUCGUAGCCGUGGGUCGGUCUGCUGGUUACCCCACUUUCUGUUUUGCAAGUGGGCUGGAGGCGAAAGGAUGUAUUUGGUCAGCAGCAGAGUCACCACUGGCUGGUCCAGAGGAACCGGAGACCAAUUCUUCCCAUCACAGGAGUGUGUCGGCUAACCUCUCUGCAGAGGCAGGACCUGCGCUUUCGUUCCAUGGGUGUUUCCUAAGACGUCUUUCUCCUUUGAUCAAGCACCUGUUUGGAUAACUCAAGCUAAAGAGGAAUCCCCUUUCUCCAGAAAAGUCUUCUGCUUCAGCAGUUGGUGGAUUUCCAACCUUUCCCACCUUUUCCCUCCAUUUCCUUGAAGAGACCCAUGCCCCAGAACUGAUCAUGACCACUGGCUGUGAGCCUGGGCAAAACCCCUUUGAGGGUGGAGGAGGUAACGGAGGCAGUAGCUCUGGAGCCCCCCGGAGAGCCAGGGCCCAGCGAGGGGGUGAAGCACAAGGCCAAGCCAAUGAUGAUAUGGACAUCAAUAGCAAUGGCUCUAGCGGCAAUGAGUCACAUGGUGACUCCCACAGCAGCUCCCACAGCAGUGGCAACGGCAAAGACUCAGCCCUGCUGGAGACCACAGAAAGCAACAAGAGCUCCAACUCCCAAAGUCCAUCUCCUCCCAGCAGCUCCAUUGCUUACAGCCUUCUGAGUGCAAGCUCUGAACAAGACAACCCAUCGACCAGCGGUUGCAGCAGUGAACAGUCUGCACGAGUGAAGACCCAGAAAGAGCUGAUGAAGGCCCUGAAGGAGAUGAAGAUCCGGCUGCCCUCUGAGAAACGCAGCAAGGGCAAGUCAGGGACUUUGGCCACCCUGCAGUAUGCACUGUCUUGUGUCAAACAGGUCCAAGCGAGCCAGGAUUACUACCAGCAGUGGACCAUUGAUGACAGCCACCCUUGCAAUCUGGACAUGUCUUCUUGCACUAUUGAGGAGCUAGAAAACAUCACCUCAGAGUACACUCUCAAAAACCCUGAUACCUUCUCUGUGGCCGUUUCUUUCAUCACUGGGGAAAUUGUCUACAUCUCGGACCAGGCAGCCUUCAUUCUCCGCUGCAAAAAAGAUGUCUUCAAGGGGGCCAAGUUUGCAGAGUUCCUGGCUCCACAAGAUGUCAGCAUCUUCUAUGGAUCUACAGCGCCAUACCACUUGCCCUCCUGGAGUGCCUGCACCUCUGCAACAGCUGCUGCGAUGGAUUACACCCAAGAGAAAUCUGUCUUCUGUCGUAUCAGGCAUUUGUUUCUCAGCGGAGGCCACGAGAGCGGGCGCAAACUGCGCUACUACCCUUUCCGGCUUACCCCCUACUUGACCAAAGUGCGCGACUCAGACAGUGCCGAGGGACGGCCCUGCUGCCUGCUCAUUGCAGAGCGCAUUCAUUCAGGCUAUGAAGCUCCCAGAAUCCCCCCUGAUAAGAGAAUCUUCACCACCAGACACACCCCCAGCUGUCUAUUUCAGGAUGUGGAUGAACGAGCUGCUCCUCUGCUAGGCUAUCUUCCUCAGGACCUGAUUGGAACCCCUGUCCUUUUCUACCUGCACCCUGAGGAUCGGCCUCUUAUGCUGGCCAUACACAAAAAAAUUUUGCAGUAUGGCGGCCAGCCCUUUGACCAUUCACCCAUUCGUUUCUGUGCUUGCAAUGGUGAAUACGUCACCAUUGACACCAGCUGGUCCAGUUUCGUUAACCCCUGGAGCCGCAAAGUCUCUUUCAUCAUGGGAAGGCACAAAGUGCGGACUGGCCCCCUCAAUGAGGACGUCUUCACAGCCCCCAAGGUCCCGAAGGCAAAGCCAAUGGAAAUGGACAUCCAGGAACUGUCAGAGCAGAUUCACCGACUCCUGCUACAGCCAGUACACAGCAAUGGAUCCGCAGGUCUUUGCAGCAUGGGCAGUAAUGCUUCUCAUGAGCAGUUCCUGAGCAUCGCCUCAUCUAGCGACAGCAACAGUAUCCCUAAUGAGGAGGCACAAGCAAUUCGGCCGAUGACUUUCCAGGAGAUCUGCAAAGAUGUGCAUAUGGUGAAGAACCAGGGCCAGCAGGUCUUCAUUGAAUCCAGAGUCAAACCACAGCCUCCCAAACAUUCCCAGCAAGCUCUGGAAGUGCCAAUCAGCCGCAGCAUCCAGCCUUUGGAAACCCUGCAGGACUUGGAGAGAAGGUCAGGGAAGGCAGCCACCUCUGAGGAGUCGGUGAGGAAAGAGCCCUCCAACUAUUCCUACCAGCAGAUCAACUGCCUGGAUGGCAUCAUAAGAUAUCUGGAGAGCUGCUAUAUUCCAAGUCGCGUGAAGCGGAAAUGUGGCUCCUCCUCAUAUACUACAUCCUCAAACUCUGACGACGACAAGCAAAAAGCUGGCGAAGAGGCAGCCUGUUCAAGCAAAGAUGCACCGGAGGAAAUGCUAUCGACCCAGGAGAGCCAGUCCAAGAGGGAAGAGCCUGGGACGGCAGCAGCUGCCGUGGCGGGAGGCCCGCUGACUCCGCUGGCCUUGCCUAGCAAAGCCGAGAGCGUGGUCUCCGUGACCAGUCAGUGUAGCUUCAGCAGUACCAUCGUCCACGUGGGAGACAAGAAGCCUCCCGAGUCGGAUAUUGUAAUGAUGGAGGAGGCAGCGCCCAGUGCAACCCCUCCAGUGCCUCCCCCAAGUAUGACCCCAGAUCGGGAGCAACAGUACCGCAAGGUGGGGCUGACCAAAGAAGUGCUCUCUAUCCACACCCAGAAGGAGGAGCAGGCCUUCCUCACACGCUUCAAGGACCUCAGCCAGCUGCAUGUCUUCAACUCGCCCUCAGGGCUCAGCUGGCAGGAGCGGCACCAUCCUGGGCCCCAUGCCAACCGAGGUCCCUCAGGAUACCCCAAAGGUCCCCGCCAGGGCACCCGAGGCACAGGGUGUCGUGGAAGGAGCCGGAAGUCCAAAGCCAAGCGUAUCAAGCAGAACAAGUCCUCAGACAGCACCAGCUCCCCCCAGAACUCAGCCUCUCCUUCCCACCUCCCUUGUGCCCUUGGCACCACCUCUUGGCCUCCCUCAGGCAACUCACAGGCCAGCCUCCCCACUAUGCCUUACCCGACUGUCAUGCCCACCUACCCAAUUCCUGUCUUUCCCCCUCGACCUGCUGCACCCUCAACCGCUGAACCUGCUCAAAACACUCUACCUGCCCCCCAGUUCUCUGCUCCUCUGGUCACCCCCAUGGUGGCCUUAGUCCUGCCGAACUAUGUUUUCCCGCAGAUGAACAGCCCUCUCCCUCAGUCCUACUUCCCUGGUGGGCCUGUUUUCCCCUUUGCCCCCCAGCCAGGAGGGAGCACAGCAACUCCUGGGCCUGAGGCAGGGACACAGGCACCAUCUCGCUCCUCCACCCCACAUUCAGUGAGUCAGCCUGAGCGGCCUGAGUCACCCCUCUUUGAGUCGCGCUGCAGUUCCCCAUUACAACUGAACCUGCUGCAGAUGGAAGAGAUGCCGAAGCUGUGUGAUCGCCAAGAAGUGGCUGCCAGCAGCCAAACAGGGCCAACAGGAGCACCCACGGACUGGGCUGGUGUGAGUGGUGGGCAGAGCCUAACAAAAGAACUCAACACUCAAAAAGAAACAUGUAUGGUGAGUUCCAUUUGGCUGUCUUCUGGUAAAGAAACUGGGAAGUAGAACUGUGUUUCUGCCUCUGGGUUACAGUCAGUCUUUAUGAGUGAUGUUCCUUCUUUGGAGCAGGGUUCAGGCUUGGCAUAUAAAAGAAGGAUCAAGUAACCUGAAAUCUUAGGACUCUGAGCUUGUAAAAGUUAUGCUUUUAAACUACAACCUUUAGAAUCCCUAGCCAGUAUUGGCUACUGGUUAGAGGAGUCUAGGGAUUGUAGUUUAAAGAACUAAGAGUAACUUACCAAGUUGUGCUUGGAAUUUGUGCUGCCUUUGACAAACAGAAAAUAGGUACUUCUCAGCCUUCUGAUCUUAAGGGUUUGGAAAAUUUAAUUGUUUUGAGGAAACAUAUUCAGGGGUAGCCAUGCUGGCCACAUAGUGAAGUAGAAAAACAUUCAGAAUCUGCAAAACAGUGAUACCUUUGGUCAAGCAAACUUUUAUGACACUUAAAAUCAUGUAUUUUAUGUGGUUUGGUUGGACGAAUAAAAGUAUCAUUGCUUUGUGGAUUCUGGAUGUUAUUGUAUUUCACUUGUUUUGAGUUGUGGAACAAAUUAGGUUCAGCUUUUCUACCAAAAUCUGGAAAAUUUCCUAUCAUGAGGAUGUUGGGGAGAGAACAAGUGAGGACAUAGAGAUUUGGAUUUGACAAUCACGGAAGGAAUAGAAGCUACAGUCAUGUGGCUGCUCAGUGGCAGGGAAGCUCUCACUGAAUGAAAGAGUUCCCUUUCAAAGCCUUGUUGCUUCUGGCCCCAGGUGAUUAAAGACUGGGAGGCAGAGCAGUUUUCAUUCUCCAUGGGGAAGAAAGCAGCCAAGCA
Molecule: messenger RNA, 4557 nt
Organism: Sceloporus undulatus (fence lizard)
Lineage: Eukaryota; Metazoa; Chordata; Lepidosauria; Squamata; Phrynosomatidae
Gene: PER1
Product: period circadian regulator 1
Biological process (GO): circadian regulation of gene expression; entrainment of circadian clock by photoperiod; negative regulation of transcription by RNA polymerase II
Cellular component (GO): cytoplasm; nucleus
Molecular function (GO): transcription cis-regulatory region binding; transcription corepressor binding
Source: RefSeq, a predicted model, not a curated record